GUGUUCACUUAGAACUCUGACACGUUCAAGAUAUUCACUAAAUCCAGACAGCAAUGAAUACGAGAUAGAAACUCCUAUUACAUGUAGCGAGAAUAAUAACCUACAUAAGGCAUGAAGAAUCGGCAGUGUACAACGAUCAUUAAUGGUGUGAAACAUUUGUAGUUAAUUGCGACUGAUUUCUGGAUGAAAUCUACUGACCAUUAAAAUAAUUACUCAAUCCAAUACACAAUAUCGACAAGAAAAAAGGUUAAAAAAUGGCAGUAAUACAUCCAGUAUUGUUUGAAGAUCUCUUGGUGCGUGAACAGGAACUCGAAGAGUCUGAUAUUCAAUCCUUACGAGAAUGGUGUUCGAAACAGUCACAUUCGCCGAACAUUUCAGACACUGAUCUAGCGGUAUUCUUACACAGUAACUAUUAUCGACUGGAACCAACAAAGACCACAAUUGAAAACUAUUAUACACUUCGAACUCAUCUACCUGAAUAUUUCAAUAAUCGAGAUCCGUUUGCAGUGAAGGAACUUCGUCAGGCAUUCAACACUGCAGCAUAUAUGCAACUUGAUGGAAAAACUCCGGAAGGUUACGAAAUAGUCUACGGGCGUCUUAUAGACUUCGACCCUUCACAUUACACUUGGAACGACACUAUGAAAUUAUGGAACAUGGUUACUGACUUAUGGAUCCGCGAGAAGGCAACUAUGAAGGGGCAUCUCUUUGUCGUGGACAUCACAGGAGUAACUUUUGGACACGCAGGUCGUUUGAGUCCAUUGGGUUUCAAAAAAUAUCUCACGUUUUUACAGGACGCACUCCCGGUUCGCCUUAAGGGCCUCCAUUUCAUUCAUUCCUCACCAGUUAUGGAAGUCAUCCUGGCCAUGAUGAAACCGUUCAUGAAAAAGGAAUUAUUGGACAUCCUUCAUAUUCACACAAACAAUGACACAGUCGCGAAGUUCUUUCCUUUGGAUCUUCUCCCUAAUGAAUCAGGAGGUAAAAGUGGUGAUGUGAUGACACUUCACGAGAGAAAUAUUAAAAAAUUAGAGUCCAAUCGUGAAUGGUUUUUGGAAGACGAACAGACCAUGCGAGUCAACGAGGCCCUACGUUCUGGAAAGCAGAAGACUGCUACUGAUUUAUUCGGAGUAGAGGGAAGUUUCAAGAAACUUAACAUCGAUUGAUACAUUUUAUUGCGUAUUUGAAUAGUUCAAUACUCUGAACUAUAAUAUACAUAAUUUGUUUGUAUAUUAAAAAAAAAUUGUGUUCAAAAAGUAACAUACUUAUGAGCAUAAUAACGUGAACAAAGUUUUCGAAAUGAUCCGUAAAAAUGUG
Messenger RNA from Fopius arisanus, 1311 nucleotides. RefSeq names its product alpha-tocopherol transfer protein. Gene Ontology annotation, cellular component: membrane. The record is from RefSeq and is a predicted model, not a curated record. Gene Ontology annotation, molecular function: phosphatidylinositol bisphosphate binding. Bases 255 to 1160 code for a protein of 301 amino acids. The transcript is spliced from 3 exons. Lineage: Eukaryota; Metazoa; Arthropoda; Insecta; Hymenoptera; Braconidae.